CCACGUCACUGUCCCGGAGCCCGCCCUUCCCGCCCAGGCAACGCUGGACACCUAGCUAAGUCCACCCAGCCUCAGCCUAGGGACCGCGCAGUCGCCGCCGUCGGCCCGCCGAGUCGCCACAGGUGCCAAGGAGCUGCCGCGGCGGGCGCAGAGCCGAGCCGUCCGCGCGCCGUCCGUGCGCCCCAGAGCAGCCGCGUAUCGCGGCGUCGUCCCUGGACUGUGAGUCCCGGGCCCCGCGGCCGCCCGGUGGAGGUGCAGCAACCAUGUCCAUGGGCCUGGAGAUCACCGGCUCGGCGCUGGCUGUGCUGGGCUGGGUGUGCACCAUCCUGUGUUGCGCGCUGCCCAUGUGGCGCGUGACGGCCUUCAUCGGCAGCAACAUCGUCACGGCGCAGACCAUCUGGGAGGGCCUUUGGAUGAACUGCGUGGUGCAGAGCACCGGCCAGAUGCAGUGCAAGAUGUACGACUCGAUGCUGGCCCUGUCGCAGGACCUGCAGGCGGCCCGCGCGCUCAUGGUCGUAGCCAUUGUGCUCAUUGCCUUCGGGCUCCUCGUGGCACUCGUGGGCGCCCAGUGCACCAACUGCGUGGAGAACGACACGAUGAAGGCCAAAAUCACCAUCUCGGCAGGUGCGGUGCUCCUGCUGUCCUCCUUGCUCACCCUGAUCCCCGUGUCGUGGUCGGCCAACUCUAUCAUCCGGGAUUUCUACAGCCCCCUGGUGCCCGAGUCGCAGAAGCGCGAGCUGGGCGCGAGCCUGUACGUGGGCUGGGCAGCCGCCGCGCUACUGCUGCUCGGGGGCUCGCUGCUCUGCUGUUCCUGCCCCCCCAGCCAGGAGAAGUAUGCGCCCUCCAAGAUCGUCUACUCUGCGCCGCGCUCCAUCGGACCCGGCGCCGGCACGAGCACCACUUACGACCGCCGGGACUACGUGUGAGCAGGCAGGGGAGGCCGAGCGCCUACCUCGGAGACCCGGACGCCGGGCAGUUACUUGCUGGACUGGGAGACCCGUCCUGCUCCCUACUUCUCCAUACACCACCCCGCUGCAGGCCAGGGAGCUGAAGGCACCGACCCGCAUGAAUAUGGAGACCUCAUCCUUCUCUGGUCCCAGGAUGAGGUGGCCGCCAGAUACUUGCCAGCCCCUUCGGCCGUGACCCCCAAGCCCGCGGUGGGCAGGGACCGGCAACCAUGAAAAGGGCCAUUUCUUAUUUUGCAAUAAAAGCCUUUUGUUUUUUGCAAUCA
This is a messenger RNA of Octodon degus (degu), 1231 nucleotides long. It is a transcript of the gene Cldn3, whose product is annotated as claudin 3. Lineage: Eukaryota; Metazoa; Chordata; Mammalia; Rodentia; Octodontidae. The transcript has a single exon. The coding region runs from base 264 to 926 and encodes 220 amino acids. Gene Ontology annotation, molecular function: structural molecule activity. The record is from RefSeq and is a predicted model, not a curated record. Gene Ontology annotation, cellular component: bicellular tight junction; plasma membrane. Gene Ontology annotation, biological process: bicellular tight junction assembly; cell adhesion.